Molecule: messenger RNA, 2170 nt
Organism: Plodia interpunctella (Indianmeal moth)
Lineage: Eukaryota; Metazoa; Arthropoda; Insecta; Lepidoptera; Pyralidae
Exons: 7
Coding region: 273-530 (85 amino acids)
Source: RefSeq, a predicted model, not a curated record
UACCCCGGCGCCUCAGUCGAGCCGCGACCGCCAAGACUGACGCAUGUGUCAUGCCGCAUCAGAACUAACCAAAUGAGGACUCCGCGAGACCCGAAUUCGCGAAAGUACACCAAAAUAUUACCCGCCAGUUACUGUUGACUGUGGUUCUUGUUCGUCCAAACCCUAGGAUAAGACUUUAUCGGACUGUUUCCAGUUUGUGCCCAAUGCGCGGAGAUGUCGCGUUGGCGCGGCUUCGAUGGCGCCGGCUGAGUGCGCUUGCCGGCUAGGCGCCCAUGCGCGCCUGGCUGCUUGUGUGUGCGGCGCUCGCGCUGGCGCCGUGCCGAGCGUCCGCCGACUCCGAGCGCUUGGAGCGGAUCAAGGCUCACAUUCUGGCCAAGCUGGGGAUGACGUCGCGACCGACGCCGCAGGGCGCGCCCCCGCACGACGUGGUGCGACAGAUCCUCGCCCGGGCUGCGGACCCCGCGCCCCGGGAGGAGCCCCACGACGAACACGCUAUGAGAGAGAUCAUAGCUAUAGCUCAUAAAGGUUAGAGGCUUUAAGGUGAAAAGAUCAGACAACUGAGACAUUGACAGAAGACAUAGCAUCAGAUUAUCACAGUACGCGAAAACAUAGCUAUCCCUAAUAGAGGUUAAGUUGGUGAUGAAAAGAUUAACUAAUGACGCUAAGAAGAAUGCUAGGACAGCUUCUUAAAACACCAGCCAUGGUAUCGCAACACAAUAUUGUCAUAAUUUUUCAUUCACCAUAUAACGUUUUUUUUUACGAAUAUAGUGGUCAACAGAAAAUUCUAUACUUUUUUGUGUCUAUUUAAGAUUUUUUAGAGUAAUAGCAUCAAAUGGUGAAUGUAAAAAAUAUAUCAGUGAAUAAUUUAAUGACAUUUUUCAUUAGUUUGAAAUUAUUUCAUGGCUGAAAGUGUAAUAAAUAAUGACAAAUUACCUGUUAAUUACAUAUUUCUUCAUAAUAAUUAACGAAAUUUAUCCCCAAGUUGUAUCCCCAAUAUUCGGGACCUGAUUCCCUGUGGCCCAGACAGAGCAUACUCAGCCUACUUGACAGUUAACAUGAUUACCUUAUCAAUAUCUACCAUUUAAUAUCGGGUCGUAUUGUUAUCCUUAUCUGAAUGACUUAUCGUUAAAACAAUCCAAAGUUAGUUCGCUUUGUUAGUUCUUGGAAUAUUCGUUUUGUCUUUCUCAGUUAAUAUUCGGUUUAUAUUUUAUAAAAUUGCAGAUGAGUUUCAGAUAGAAGGAUAUGAUUUGAAGAAUUUCACCAACUGUGCCAAUGAAACGAACAAUGAACUACAAAUUUUGAGCAAAACAGCAAUUAAGUAGCUGUGCUUCCACAUCCCAGCCGAAUGGCUCACAAUCGCUAUCAAACCGCAUGGGUAUUCGGGUCAUCUUUGCUGGUUUCUGUUGUAGCUGAUGCAGUUCAGAUGAAAGAAAUCGUGAAUCAACUAUCAGCCGCAAUUCCGGGAUUAUUCGGUCCUGGUUGGGGACGCUAUGCGCCAGCGCAUGCGGGUCAUCGGCCCACCCAUUCUGAGACCAUUUCACCCAAGUUCCUGCGUUAAAAAAGUGAUAUUUUAACAAAAGAACAGUUUAAUUUCAACAAUAGAGUAUCAAUAUUUGAUUAUAGAAAUUCUAUUUUUUUUGUCUCAACAAUAAAAAAAAAAUAAUUUAAAUUAUAAGCCAUUUCAAUUCAACUAAUUUCAAAUAUGCGAAAGUUUGUACGAUGUAUGUGUGUGUUUCACUCAAAAUCUAUUGGACGGAUUCUUCGCUUUGACUGACCGGAAAUUUGGUACACGGGUUAUAAUUUGGAAUAACACAUAAGGUACUAGUUUAAAUCUAUUUAAAAAGCACCUCAAGUCUUUAUUGACUGAUAAAUGUUAUUAUACUUUAAAUGAUUUCUUUAAUGAUAGACUCGGAUAGAAUUUAGUGUUAGUAUAUAUUAUAAUUCUUUUUUUUUGUUUUGGAUUUGUAGUGGAUAGCAUGCUCCUCUUUAUUUAUUUAUAUUUGCAUACCUAUAUUCGGUAAAACAUGUAGGUUUAAUUCAUUGCGACAUCAAUUUGUAUAUUUGUACUCAUGUUUUUGGCAAAUAAAUGUUUUCUUUCUUACUUUUUACCCCGAAAGCGAAGCCCCGGGGCGCAAUAUGAGCAUGAAAUACAUUAAAAUAUUAAACAUUU